AAACAAAAUCUACAACUUUCCGCUGCAAAGGAGCGGACGUCGUUGCUGUGUUUGGUAGAGUGAACGAAUAAUGAGUCAUUUUUGUGUUCUUAUUUAAUCAUACGUGUAGAGCACCUGUUCGUUUUGAGCGGUAUAGAGUGGAUUUGUAGUGUCUAGGUUGAAAUCGCUCACAGAAGAAAGGAUCUGAUGCAGAAAGAGCCGAUGUCAUUUGAUGAUGCGGAUCUGAGGGCGGCUGUCUCUCCGGAGGCUGAGGACUCUCCUCCGCCGCGGAGCUCCGCUGGAAAACACGCCGUGACCGUUCUCUGGUCUUUUGGAAAGUACCUCGGCGCCUUACUGCCGGUCUACCUGGCUGGAUAUUUCGGAUUCAGUAUCAGUGUAGUUCUGCUUGGUCUCGUGGUUUAUAUUGGAUGGAAACACAGUCGCGAUGAAAAACAAGCUCGACUUCAAAGCGCGAUGUAUUUUGUGGAGAAUGAGCAGGUUGUCACCGCUACACGGGUAUUUGGCAGUAGACGGGAAUUACCGGCAUGGGUGAACUUUCCUGACGUGGAAAAGGUUGAGUGGAUGAACCAGAUAUUGCAGCAUGCCUGGCCAUUUAUUGGACAAUGUCUAGAGAAGCUGAUGGUGGAGACUGUUGCCCCUUUGAUCCGAGCCACCAGCACUUAUCUGCAAACGCUCAGCUUCACCAAAGUUGACUUGGGCAACAGGGCUUUGAGGGUAGUUGGGGUGAAGGCCUACACUGAGUUUGAUAAGCGUCAAGUGAUACUGGAUCUUUAUAUCAGUUAUGAUGGAGAUCUGGAGAUUAACGUUGAAGUGAAAAGGUACUUCUGUAAAGCUGGAGUGAAAGGCAUUCAGUUCCAUGGAAGAUUGAGGGUGAUCUUGGAACCUCUAAUUGGAGAUGUUCCUCUCAUUGGAGCCAUCACCAUGUUCUUCAUUCGCAGACCUAAACUUGACAUCAACUGGACAGGCUUGACCAAUUUACUAGACAUACCUUGUUUGAAUGCCAUGUCGGACACUAUGAUAUUGGAUGCAAUCGCCUCUUUCAUGGUUCUCCCUAAUCGUCUCACUAUUCCUUUGGUGGCCAAUCUGCACGUAGCACAGCUUCGUUCCCCUCUCCCACGGGGUAUAGUGCGUAUCCACUUGCUGGAAGCAGAAAAUCUUGUUCCCAAGGAUUUCCAAAUGAAAGGUUUGAUAUCUGGGACGUCUGACCCAUAUGCAGUGCUACGGGUGGGCACACAGACCUUCACCUCCCAACAUGUCGAAAACAACCUUAAUCCUCAGUGGAGGGAGAUGUACGAGGUGAUUGUUCAUGAAGUACCUGGUCAGGAGCUGGAGCUGGAGGUGUUUGAUAAAGAUCCUAACCAGGAUGACUUUCUUGGAAGAAUGAAGCUGGAUUUAGGUAUAGUAAAGACAGAAGUCCUUUUGGAUGAGUGGUACACUUUAAGGGAUGUGGCAUCAGGUCAGGUUCAUCUCAAGCUAGAAUGGCUGUCUCUGCUGCCCUCUGCAGAGCGCCUUGAUGAAGUGCUGGAGAGGAAUAAAAACAUAACGGUGUGCGGUAAAACAGCACAUCCUCCUUCUGCUGCCAUUUUGACUGUUUAUCUGGACCGGGCACAAGAUCUACCUUUCAAGAAAGGCAACAAGGAUCCCAGUCCCAUGGUGCAGAUUUCUGUACAGGAAACCACCAAAGAGAGCAAGACGGUGUAUGGGAAUAAUAAUCCAGUAUGGGAGGAAGCCUUUACAUUUUUUAUACAGGACCCACGCAAACAAGAUAUCGACAUCCAGGUGAAGGAUGAUGACAAGGCUUUGAGUCUGGGCACUUUGUCUAUCCCUCUGUCCCGUCUGCUCUCCAGCGCUGAGCUCAGCAUGGAUCAGUGGUUUCAACUGGAAAAGUCCGGACCGGCCAGCCGUAUCUACAUCACAGCUAUGCUGAGGGUGCUGUGGCUGAAUGAAGAAGCCAUCCUUACAAAACCUGUGUCUCCAGUACCCGGGGAAGGAGAUAAUGAAUCAGAAGUGUCUCCAGGGUUGACCCCCACCCCGAAACUUCCCGAGCACACUAGCCCAGAUGGCAAUUUUGCAUCUGAGGGUGUCCUGCGGAUUCACCUGGUAGAAGCCCAGAGUCUUGUCGCUGAGGACAUGGGGGAGGGAAAGAGUGACCCGUAUGUGAAGAUCCAAGUGGGGGGACUGGCCUUCAAGAGUCAGGUCAUCAAAGAGAACCUCAACCCCGUCUGGAAUGAACUGUAUGAGGUGAUCUUGACCCAGCUGCCAGGUCAGGAGGUGGAGUUUGACCUUUAUGAUAAAGACAUCGAUCAGGAUGACUUCCUUGGCAGGGUUAAAGUGAGUCUUGAAGAUCUCAUCAGCGCUCAGUUUACUGAUCAGUGGUAUACUCUGAAUGAUGUGAAGUCUGGACGACUUCAUCUUGUGUUGGAAUGGUUGCCUAAAAUUUCAGAUCCCACUAGACUUGAACAGAUCCUACAUUACAACUAUCGGCAGUCUUACCUCAAUAAAAUAGUUCCCUCUGCUGCGCUGCUUUUUGUGUAUGUUGAGAGAGCACAUGGUCUGCCUUUAAAAAAGAGCGGGAAAGAGCCGGAAGCAGGAGCAGAAGUGUCUCUGAAAAACGUAUCCCGCCGGACCAAAGUGGUCAAUCCCUCGACUUCUCCACAGUGGCAUGAAGCUUUUCAUUUCCUGAUUCGUAAUCCAUCAGAAGACACACUUAUAGUCAAACUCUCUCACAGCUGGGGUCAGGCUCUGGGCUCUCUUGGGCUUCCUGUGAGGGAGCUGCUGGAUCAGAAGGAUCUGGUGCUGGACCGCUGGUUCAGUCUGGAUGAAGCCAUGCCUGAAAGUCAGAUUCUGCUGAGAGCUGAACUCAAGCUCCUAGACAGCAAGUUGGCUCAAAAUGCAGAGGAUUCAAGUCCUGUCAUCCCCGCUGGAGACGCAGCUGCUGCAGCCAAUCCUGAGCUGCGACUCAGAAAUGUGUCCGUCCAAGGAGGUGAGGAUGCCAGUUCAACCAUGAAGGCCCAGGUGAAACUCUCUGUUGCCUAUUUAUCUGAGGAGAACCGAUUGGUUAUUACCGUCCAUGCCUGCAGGAACUUGCCGUCCUACUCUAAGGAUCCUCCAGAUACUUAUAUCUCAUUUAUUCUACUUCCGGACAAGAACCGGAGCACCAAAAGAAAGACCAGUGUUAAGAAGAAAAGUCUCAAACCUGAGUUCAAUGAGAGAUUUGAUUUUAACAUGUCACUUGAAGAAGCUAAGCAGAAACAUCUCGAAAUGUCUGUCAAGAACAGCGUUUCCUUCAUGAGUCGUGAAAAAGAGCUUCUUGGCAAGCUUCAGAUAGACUUGAGUCAGCUGGAUCUCAAGACGGGAGUAUUACAGUGGUAUGACUUGUCACAAGAGACCAACUGACUGGCCUUCCCAUGUUGUCCUAUUUGCAGUGCUUUAGAGUGGAGGGUGGUUUCAGGGAUGGUACUUAUCCUGACACUAGCAGGGGUCCUAGAGCAGUGUGUCAGGAACAAGAUUGAUCAUGGAAUUGCUGUGCAGCUAGCUUUCGCCCCAAAAUAGAGCCUGCUUGAUUUCCUUAUUAAACAAAUAAUGUUAGCACAAGAAGGC
Messenger RNA from Carassius auratus (goldfish), 3600 nucleotides. Its product is annotated as extended synaptotagmin-1-like. NCBI's taxonomy places the organism in Eukaryota, Metazoa, Chordata, Actinopteri, Cypriniformes, Cyprinidae. Gene Ontology annotation, molecular function: calcium ion binding; phosphatidylcholine binding; calcium-dependent phospholipid binding. The record is from RefSeq and is a predicted model, not a curated record. The transcript is spliced from 31 exons. Gene Ontology annotation, biological process: lipid transport. Gene Ontology annotation, cellular component: endoplasmic reticulum membrane. Bases 187 to 3396 code for a protein of 1069 amino acids.